Molecule: messenger RNA, 2132 nt
Organism: Brassicogethes aeneus
Lineage: Eukaryota; Metazoa; Arthropoda; Insecta; Coleoptera; Nitidulidae
Source: the annotation of a GenBank genome assembly
GUCAAAAUUGACAUUAGAAUACAAAAUUUGUUUAAUGUUUGAUUCAGAAUAAUAUUCAUAUCAUGCAGUAUUUUGUGUUGAUUGGCCUUUGGCUCACUACUCUUUCAAAGUAGGCGAAGCCACGACUGAUUUUCGUAUUUUUCGAUGUUCUUGGGUAAAAACACUUUCAAGCUUGUCAAAAUAUUUUAGAGGUAGUAGGUACAUCUAUUUUGUUAUCAUAAAAUAUAAGUGAUAGUUUCCAUACACGAUGGAACAAAUACUCCUUAAAAAAGAACCUGAAGAACUUGUUGAAGAUUUUAAUGGUGCUAUUUUGAUGAAUUACAAUAAACCAAGACAAACCUCUGCUGACCAAGUAAUGCCUUCAACCUAUUCCAUGGCAAUUAAAAAAGAAUUGAAUGAUAACGACAACUCAAUGAACCACAACGAAUCAUGGGUGAAAAAAGAAUCAAAAACGUCCACAAAUGAAGAAAACGAUUUUAGUGAAGCUGAGCAAUUCAAAAUGAAAUUCAAAGACAAAAAAGAAAUUGUUUUUGACAAAGGUUGUGAUAUGGAGUUUCAACCAGCAAAGUUUGAAAUAAUGAAGCAAGUAGUCGUUAAAAAAGAAACUGAAGACCUAGUCGACUAUUCCUAUUCAAUGAAUUACGAUAAACCAAGACCAACCUUUGCUGACCAAGAGAUGCCUUCAACGUCUGGGAUAGCAAUAAAACAAGAAACCAAAGAUGAUAACGACAACUCCAUGGGUUACGAUGAAUCGGGGGUGAAAGAAGAACCAGGAACGUCCACAGAUGAAGUAGACUAUUUUGAUGUAGCCGAACCAGUCGAACUGAAAUUCAAUGCAGAAAAAAAAAUGUUUGUUUUGAAAGGGAGCGACAGUGAAGUUGUAAAUAAAGAAAUAUUGGCGAAAACAGGCCUUCUAAAAGCAGGAAAAGAGACUGGCGGAGUUGGCGAAGAAAAGUUAAAAUGUGAGAUUUGUACAAAGAAUUUUAAAACAAAGAUGGGUUUAAUUAGUCAUGACAAGUAUUUUCAUAGAAAAGACGAACUGGAAAAACUUACAUGCAACAAAUGUGACUAUGAAACUGUAAACAAAAGUAACUUAAAAAAACAUUUGAAAAUCCACGACAAGGAUAACUAUUUAAAGUGCCAUUUUUGUCAAUAUAAGGCUGCCCAAUUAGUUCAAUUAAGUGCGCAUAUUCUAAGUUAUCAUAAGUUGGAAAAUAAACUAAAAAUAACAAGUAAAAUUUAUCAGUGCACUAAAUGUACAUAUUCAACUGUUAUAAAAACAAAUUACGAUAAUCACGUAAAAGUUUGUUUGAAAUUAAAGAAUGUUAAGUGGUAUAAAUGUGAAGUUUGCGACUACAAAACUAUUGAUACAAGUAAUUUUCACGCUCAUAAAAAAACUCAUAAUAAAAUAAAGCAAUUGGAAUGUUUGUUUUGUCCACAUAAAAGUAAUAUAAAAAAAAAUUUAGACAACCAUAUUUUAACCAAACAUUUGGAUUUGUUAAACGAAUCGAAUAAAACUUUCAUCACUUCCAAAGUACAUGCAUGCAACCAUUGUCAAUAUAAAACUACUAACACAAUUUAUUUAAAAAAGCAUUUAAAUCAUAAUCAUUGAUUAUAUUUCAUUUAAAUAUCUAUUCCAAACGAAAUCCAAAUUUUGUAAUUUAGUUGUUAAUAAAUUAUUUUUAUUUUGAAAUCAUAUUUUUAUUAAGCAACUUUAAAAAAUCGUAAACUUAUAAGUUUAUUAUUAAUUACACUAUGAUAGUUCAAUUUACUAACAUUGAGUACGCCCACCAAUAUUACCUAAUUUUGGGCUGCUGAUUUCAAAAAUGCCACUCGUUUUGCGCCAGCACGUCUAGGAUUCGAAAUAAUUUCGUAAUAAAAUGCUCUGCUUAAUUAUCUCAAUAUGUAAGUUUUUCGUUAAUAUUUUCAUUAUUUAUUAAAUUAUUUUGCCUUAAAUCUAAUUUGGAUGUUCAGUAUAUUUUUGACGUUUUUUGUCAAAAAUAUACAAAGUCAUCGGUAGAUAAAAGAAAUAGAAAUUUUGUUUAUUCCAUUGUAGCCUUAUACUAUAGUAGUAUUUUAUAAGGGAUAUUUAAUAAAGCACUUUUCUGCAGAGAAGUGCUUUAUUAAAUACC